AUGAGGCUGCACGCCUGUGAGGGGGAGGUCGAGGGCCAGGUGAGCGUGGGGGCCGUCUCCUCUGUGGGCGGCUUUGACCGGUCCGGCAGCGAGUGUGAAGCGGAGGGGAACCUGACGGUUAGGGUGGGGGCGCGGGAGUCGGCCACCGGCCACCAGUGCAGCGGCGCGUCCUCAGGAGGGCCUGCCAACGCCUUCGACUCCGACGCGCCCCACGCCGUCCCCUGCAAGUUCAUCAUCUCUCUGGCCUUCCCAGUGACCGCGGGUCACAAAGGAAAAUAUUCCAGUUUGGUUGAAAAAUAUAGGACACACCCUAAAAUGGACAAACCUAGUGCAAAGGGUCUCCAUUACUACCACAUCGAGUACUUCCUCCUGCCUGAUGAUGGGGAGCCUAAAAAGGUCGAUGUGGUGGUGUAUCCAGCCUUGGCCAAAGUGUUCCUGGAUUCAGGAAUAAAGACCAUCAGGCCAUGGCAAGAAGGGGACAAGGUCUGGGUGUCGUGGACCCAAAGUUUUACCAUCAACGUGACAAAGGAGUUACUAAAGAAAAUAAAUUUUCACAAAAUCACCUUGAGGCUCUGGGACACCAAGGACAAGCUUUCGAAAAAAGCCAAGCAUUAUCGAUUAAAACCUUCUGGGUUUCUGGAAGACGCAGGAUCUUUUGGUAAGUCAGGCAUUCAGGAGGUGAAACAUUUGGUUUUAAGUCAGAGAAGAUCGUCCGAACAGGGCAUUCACGUCAAAGAGAAGCUGCACCAGGACCGCGCACCAGGGAAGCCAGAAAAAGCAAGAGAAUGCCUCACGUCUGGACGUGGUGAGUGGAGACGAACGCGUAUAGAGCAGGAAGUUUGGCGACGCUGGCUAAUGUCACCGGCUUCUCACCCAGCAGGAAAGGCACCUCUUCCCAAGAGCACCGAGGAGUACGAGGAGCUGCUCAGGACGGAAGAUCUUGACCCAGCACAAUGUGGUACUUCAAGACCAGUUAUUUCUUUGGGAGGGGCCACCACGACGGAGAUGCAGGAGUUAAUUGAGAGGCCGUCAUUUAGCAGCUUAACAAACUUGUUGGAAAAGCAAAAAUUUCAAAUUAAACGGAAAGCAUCAGACUUGAGGAGGAAAAGCCAGGGCACGCGGGCGAAAUCUCGCGCGAAGACGGACUCCAAGCUGGCAGGCCACAGGAAGCAGGGCACCUUCACCAUGCAGCUGGCGGUGACGCCGCUCCUCGCAGGAUGGCAAACUGUCGUGAGUCGUGGCAGUGGGGUGUCGGCCAACGUCUCAGAUUGUUUUUUGACCCUAAAAACAGAAGUUCCCCUCAUGACUGAAGAGCAAAAGCGGGACUUAAACCCCCUGACCAUAGAGAUCAAGUGUGUUUCCUGCCUUCCCUCACGGCCUGUGUCCUUCGGUGAACUGGAGCGGCUGUGCACCCCCGUGUACUGCACGUACCAGUUCCACCGGACCCCGGUGCACAGGACUGAGGGCCGGCCCCACGGGCCCCACGUCUACUUCCGGGACGUCAACGUCAUCUUCCUUGGGGCCAUGCACCCCAGCGACCUGAGGGAAUACCUGGAGGGCCCCCCCAUGGUGGUGGAAGUUCACGACCGGGACCGCAAGUCAGAGGGCUGCUCCCGCAAGCCCGCCCUGUUUGGGGAGGACCCGCUCGAUGCGUACCUCAACCUCCAGACGCUGAUUUCCCCGAAGGAGACGGAGAGCAGCCCCUUUGAAACCCGGGAUAAGACGUGGCACCCUUACGGGGUUGCCCAGGUCAGCUUCGCCGACCUCCUCCUUGGCCACAAGUUCUUGAACCUGGGCGUCCCCGUCCACAGCUGUGAGCCUCAGGCCACGCGCCCCAGCCACGACAGCAGGAGCAGGAAGGCGGUGGGCUUCCGGGCGCCCGGAGAGGGCCCGCGGCGCGGCCCGGAGCCGAUGCCCGCCGGCGAGUACCUGGAGGCCGGCUGCCGGCUGAAGCUGCGGGUGGGCGUGGCGGGGCCGCUGAGCGCCGCCGAGACCGAGGCCCCGCACGCCGGCCCCGCCGCCCCCCGGCUUGGCCGCGUCAUCUUCGCGUUCACCUCCAGCGAGCUCUCACUGCUGCGCGGCCUCCUGCAGGACGUCGCCGUGAUCAACGCCGGCGCCCUGGGCCCGCAGCCCCGCCCCGGGGACGGCAGCCAGCCGAGCCCGACCGCCUGGAGGAUGCGGGCGGAGAUCCAGGAGCGGCCACACCUGGACGUGCUCACCGGCUUCCACCUGCUGGACGGGCGGGGCCACCUCCUCGUCCUGGAGGGCUUGGCCGACGGGGGCCUGAGGCGGCUGUGGGAGAGCCACCAGAGCCGGGUCCUGCGGGCAGAGCCCGGCUCCUACAAGGCGCUCUACAACUCGCAGCUGCGCUUCCGCCGCCGCCUCUACGCCGACCUGGAGACCGUCCCGUACCGCGUGCACCUGUCCCAGCCGCUGGGGCAGCUGGUGAAGCGCGCGGCGCUCUACGUGCGCAACAUGGCGCCGCCGGAGGUCUUCCAGGCGCUGAGCAGGAUCUACUGCAUCUGCCAUUACAGCUCCAGGCUCAGGGAGGUGAUCGCCGGGGACCUGCUGCCCUCCUCCUCCAUGAUCAGGCAGCUGAGCCUGGAGUUCGGGUUGCCCAUUUCCCCGGAAGAUCGUACAGAGGGAAAACUGCUGGCUGUGUCCCCUCCUCCUGCCCCCAAACUGGAGGACCUCCGGAGCCGGAAUUCCACCCUCACUUCUGAGAUCCAGGCCCCCCAGGAGAAGUACCUGCGGUGGCGGAACACCGUGAUCCUGAAGAACAGAGGCCAGACGGACAGCCUGAUCCAGAAAAACAUCUCGGGGGCCUCCGAGGUCAGCAAGAAGUCUCCCAAGUCUGUUGUGAAGGUGAUCAAGAUCUCAGCCCCGGCCAAGGAUGCUGUCUAUAACCACAGUAUCCAGACCCUGAACUCCACAGAGCUUGCAAAGGAGGAGCUGUAUCGAGAGACGGCCAAGGAGCCGAGGAAGAGACUCACGUACUCCCAGGGCUCCCUGUCAGCCCCAGUGGAGCCUCGGGAUUCAGAGGAGGAGGAGAGAAAAGCCGAGAGGAAGCCCCGCGACGCCUGGCUCACACCCAGCGGGUUCCGAGUGACCGGCACGGGCGGGACGCAUCACCUGGGCCUGCCACCCCUCGGCGCCCGCACAGAGGAGUGGCGGGAGAAGGCACCGUUCGCUAAUGUGCUGGAGCCGGUGCCGCACCAGGAGAGUUGGCGCUGGGGCCGGCGCCACCAGGACUUCGAUCUGCACACGCAGCCACCGCCGUUCUUGGAGCUGCAGCCCCCUCCUGCGCCAAAGCCCGGGACAGGUAACCGGGGGUGGCACCCGUUCUGUUUUAGCAGCCACACUCCUGGGCUGGGCAAUCAGGAUUCGGCGGGGGCUGGUGUCAGAGCGCAGGCUGGGCUGGAACUUCUGGUUCCAGCUGGAUUCAUCACUUGUGUGACGGGGGGCGGGGGGGGGGGCAGGUCCUGCCACCGCUCUGGGCCUGGUUUCUAUGAAAGGGAGGCGUUGGAAGCCGCCGCGGGAGGAAAGCCUGGCGGUGUCAAGGCAACGCCUCCGAUGGACAGACGGCCGGGAGCCGGCCGGAGCGCGAAGCCUGGCCCGGGGAGCACCCCAGGACGCGUGCGCAGCAAGAUGCUGCUGGUCCCGCGGCGGCGAGCAGCACCGCCUGGGAAGGACCCAAACCCUCACGGCGCCGGGGCCCGGCCCCCGCCCCUCUGCUGCCGCAGCCCUCUUCUCACGCGUGAGGACACAAGGCCCUGGGAGCCACCACCAGAGGGCGGAUCGGAGGGUCGAGAUGCUGGUAGGCCAGCUUCGGCCCCGAAGCCUCCCGGCCGGGCGGCCCACGUCCGCUCAGAGCCCGGGGUCGUGUCAGGCAGCAGUGCCCUCGGGGCCUGGAGAAAGCCCGUCGGAGAACUGCGAGAAAUGGCCAACGUGUAA
Messenger RNA from Kogia breviceps (pygmy sperm whale), 3954 nucleotides. The record is from RefSeq and is a predicted model, not a curated record. NCBI's taxonomy places the organism in Eukaryota, Metazoa, Chordata, Mammalia, Artiodactyla, Physeteridae.